AUGCUGUGGCAAACGUUGCAUAAUGCAUUCGAUAGUAACAAGGUCAUCAGUUUCGGAAAUUCAUUCGUCGAUACAUCCAAGAUCGCGUCUCCCAUCCCGACGGUCAGCUUGAAAGAUGCGAUCUUGGAAGCAGAAUCGACACUCGGUGGUGCCCAUAACGGUAUUCAGCCCAUGCUCCGAUACCUUGCACGGCCCGACGGCUCUGUGGCUCUCGUGCGCGCUAUUCAAGUCCAGAACAGUACCAUCUUUAUUGUGGCCUAUGUUGAUGCGCAUUCGGGAAAGGUCAUCUCAAUUAACAAUUUCGUUGCUGAUACGACAUUCAGAGUCCUUCCGAUAGAGAAGAAGACAAUUUCUGAUGGUCUCGAACUGCUCAAAAACCCGGAAGGUCUCGACACAUCCCCCGUAGGAUGGAACAGUAUUGGAGAAAAUCACGUCUUGACCACGGAUACCGUUGGAAACAACGUCAUUGCUUUCAAGGUCCUAAGCAAUGAUGGGUCCACAGCAAAAACGACUACUGGUCAGAUCAAGGACGGUCAGCUUACUUUUGACUUCACCUACGAUCAGACUAAGGAUCCUACCGACCCUGGCAACGAUGAUGCUGCCCGUACCAACGCAUUCUACGUUGCUAAUGAAUUUCACGACAUCCUUUACCGAUACGGAUUCACCGAGCAAGCGUUCAACUUUCAGUCUGACAACUUUGGAAAGGGUGGCCAAGCGAACGACCCCGUUCAGAUAUCCGUCCAGGAUCCUUCCGGUUUCAACAACGCCAACUUUUUCACACCCCCUGAUGGUCAACCUGGUAUAUGUCGUCUUUUCAUCUUCGACCAAACCAAUGUUAGGCAGGACAGUGCAAUGGAAAACAGCAUCCCAAUUCAUGAAUUGACCCAUGGAGUUACUACACGUAUGACUGGAGGUGGGACUGCUGUUUGCUUGUCAUCGCUCGAGGCUCGCAUCAGGAACUUACCAAUUUGGUGGUGGGGACUUUUUACGGCUUUUUGGGGCUUGUACAAGCCAACAAGUCGCCAGCCACCAGUCAUGUCUGAUUCCCGACCAGCUCCAUUUUGCUCGGGUCCGUCCGCCAAGAUUUUCUGGUCAACAUACAUUUUUGAGAUAACCUCCGCUGCUGGGGGUCCUUGGUGA
Marasmius oreades (fairy-ring Marasmius) is the source of this 1140-nucleotide messenger RNA. RefSeq lists its product as uncharacterized. Lineage: Eukaryota; Fungi; Basidiomycota; Agaricomycetes; Agaricales; Marasmiaceae. The transcript is spliced from 5 exons. The coding region runs from base 1 to 1140 and encodes 379 amino acids. Gene Ontology annotation, molecular function: metalloendopeptidase activity; zinc ion binding. The record is from RefSeq and is a predicted model, not a curated record.